ACAUCUCGCUCAGUUAAUAUGUACACCAUCGCCGUGAUAGGAGGUGGGGUGAUCGGCCUCCCGGCCGCCCUGGCCAUUCAGAAAGAAUUCGGAUCGAAAGCAAAAGUCAUCAUUUUCGCCGAUAAAUUAAGCCCUCACACAACAGGCGACGUCGCCGCAGGAUUAUGGACACCCUACAUCCUGCAAAACACGCCGCAGGAGAAAGUCCUGCAAUGGGCGAAGGCCACGCAGGAUUACAUUCUGGAACUGUGGAAGCGGGGUGAGGCCAAGGACGCCGGGAUAUCGCUCCAAGUCAUGGUGAAUCUGUCCGACCAAAAAGAGUUCAAAAUUCCCGAGUGGGCGAAAAUCACGUUGGGGUACAGCGAGAUACCGGCCGAGGAGGUGAAAAGUUACAACGACAAGUAUGCGAAGAGGUUCACUGGAGGGUUCACCUUUGUGUCUUUCAUUUGGGAGGCGUCCAAGUUUCUACCGUAUUUGCAAAAAAAGUUUGUGGAGAAUGGAGGCGAAGUGAGGGUUAAAAAUGUGCAAAACUUUGAGGAAGUGGCUCAGUUUGACGUGAUUGUGAAUUGUACCGGUUUGAAUUCGAGAUUUUUGGUACCGGAUUUGUUGGUACGACCCGUGCGGGGGCAAAUCGCGAGGGUUCACGCUCCUUGGCAGUUCCAUUGUUUCAUGACGGACGAAGAGCACGGUCACUAUAUCAUCCCUAAUCAGGAGUGCGUGAUUUUGGGUGGUACCCACCAAGAAGGUGAUUUCAGUACCGCUAUAUCCGAACAAGACAAAAAAUUUAUUUUUGAUGGGUGUGUUAAGUACAUUCCGGCUCUGAAACACGCCCCAGUUUUGAAACACCAAGCUGGUUUGAGACCUGGUCGUGACCAAGUUCGUCUGGAGUUGGAAAGGAGGAAUAUCGGAGGGAAAGAAGUCAAAAUUGUCCAUAACUAUGGACAUGGGGGGAGCGGCGUGACGUUAUCCAUCGGGUGUGCGGAAGAAGCUGCCCAGUUGGUUAAAGAAGCUCUGAAAUUUUUUGUGCCCAGUAAGCUCUAACUUGUAAAUUAUGUUGAAUAAAAAAAUGUUCUUGGG
Messenger RNA from Zophobas morio, 1077 nucleotides. RefSeq names its product D-amino-acid oxidase-like. Gene Ontology annotation, biological process: D-amino acid catabolic process. The coding region runs from base 19 to 1041 and encodes 340 amino acids. NCBI's taxonomy places the organism in Eukaryota, Metazoa, Arthropoda, Insecta, Coleoptera, Tenebrionidae. The record is from RefSeq and is a predicted model, not a curated record. Gene Ontology annotation, molecular function: D-amino-acid oxidase activity; FAD binding. Gene Ontology annotation, cellular component: cytoplasm. The transcript has a single exon.